Chaetomium strumarium is the source of this 2409-nucleotide messenger RNA. RefSeq lists its product as uncharacterized. The coding region runs from base 281 to 2179 and encodes 632 amino acids. NCBI's taxonomy places the organism in Eukaryota, Fungi, Ascomycota, Sordariomycetes, Sordariales, Chaetomiaceae. The transcript has 3 exons. The record is from RefSeq and is a predicted model, not a curated record. Gene Ontology annotation, molecular function: protein binding.
UCCACGACCCCGGACGGAAAUGAGGGAAGCGGAGAUAGCAUCAGGUAUAUCGCAUCUCCCGAGACAGAUGAGCUGGCACACCAGCUUCCCAAUCCAGAAACCACGGGUAUCUAUUCUUCAUCGGUCCGCCGCUUAUUUAUUCCCCGACGGCAAUCCCGUCAGCUCCAUGUCCCCUCGUCUUCCUCCCAAACUCCUGUCAUGUCUCUGGUCCUACUCCUGAAUCUCGCAGUGGCUCUUGUGUUGGUCACCAAAAGGCUGCACCCUCGCUUGUUGGAGCGCCAUGCCCACACAGCCUGACAGCCAUCUUGACUGGGCAGGGCACCGGAAGCAGAUCGAGGAUUUGUAUUGGAAGCAACGGAAGGAGCUUCCAGAGGUCAUGGAGACCAUGCAGUACCUGCACGGUUUCGUUGCAACGAAGAAGAUGUACAAGAAGUACCUCAAGGCUUGGGGUUUGGAGAAGAACCUCAAGACACGGGAGUCGAUCGCUAUGCUCAAGAUCGCCGAGCGACGUCGCCUCGCCAACAAGGAGACACACUUCUUCCGUCAUGGCCAGCUCGUGGAUCCCGGGAAGCUCCGGCGGUUCGCCAAGCGUCACAAGUUGAUAGGGGAUGGAGCAGCGGCUCAGUUGGCGGAUCAUGAGGCGACAACUCCGCCAGACAUCAUGUAUACAACACCGGAGCCCGACAAAUCCAGCGACCCCCUGCCACCAGCGCCUCAGCCUUACGCCACCCAGACAAUGAGCGACGCGAGCCCGGCAGCUAUGCAAGACUCGCCUCAAUACCGUGAUAUUGACAGCCCAGUGGCAAUACCGAUGUCCUGGCCUUCUAACCACACGCACCCAGAUAGCGGAGCAUCAGCAGGCCCCGUUCACAUAGGUGCCCAGUUCAUUCCUAAUAACUUCUCCGCUCAUCACGGGCCAGAAGAUUCGCACGACUCACGAGCCGAUAUGGAUUCCGCAUUCUUCCUACCGCCCUGGCCGGCUUCUACCGCCACACCACGCUCCGGAUAUCAAGCCUCGAGUGACGGGACAUACGCUUAUUAUAGCCCUAUGCCACUGCUGCUACGGCACCCGAUACACCACCCGGUAGUCGCAGGCUUUGAACCGCAUGGACCAUGCAUUUCAAGCAAUCACGCCGUCGUCGUGACCCACACGAUGCCGAGAAUGUCCAGCGCCUACGACCACCACACGCGGCCGCCCCAUCCGACCAGCACAAUCCCCGAGGCCAAUGACACAGCCUUGGACCAUACGCCACUACACGAUGCUGUGCUUUCUAGCGAUGUCGAGCUGGCCAGAGCCCUGCUUGAAGACGGUGCCAACGUCAACUGCGCAGCCCGUGGCGGCAUGACACCGCUGCACUACGCGGCAUAUCAACGAAACGUCGAGUUGGCACGGCUUCUACUAGCCUACGGAGCCAACCUGGACGCCAUGACGGACAAGGACCGGUCGGUUCUCUUCUUUGCCGUCCGCGGCCCGAGCCACUCGAACUGCAGCGAGAUGCUAGCAUACAAGAACCACCACCUGCACCAGAAACCACCCGUGGGGAGCGACUCCCAUACCACCACAGAUGACGACGACGCCACAAUGCGCAUGCUCGGCGCGCUCUUUGACUCGCCCUCCGGGUGGGUGCGUCUGCGCCGGAGCUUCGAGAAGGCUGACAGGGAGGGCGUGACCCCGCUGAUGGUGGCUGUGGAAGCCGGGUUUGAAGACACGGUGAGGCUGCUGCUGCGGCGGGGCGCACGGCCGGACGUGAAGGACCGUGCGGGCCACACGGCGCUCCGGUACGCAGCGCGGAACAGCCACCGGACGCUGGUCCGGCUGCUGCUCGAGGCGGACCCGGGUGUCGUCAUCGACCGUGAUUUGUCGCAUCUCCUCAAGCUGGCUAGCAGGAACUUUGCUGAUUGCCCUGCGGCGAUGGAUACUGGUUGUUGUGGGAAGGAGGAGGAUGAUGGUGAUGAUGGUGGUUUCGCGUCUACGCUUAUUGCCGAGGAGAUGGUGCGCUUGUAUUGGGAGAUGGACCUGCUGGAUCGCCUGCUCAAGCUGGCGGACCAGAGAGGGAAGAGCAACGUGCUGAAGCUGCUGUUGUGUGCUAUGAAGCGGAUGGAUAUGGACAGGACGGGACUCGCAACGGGCCACUGGGUCUUGAGGCCUGCAUCUUUGCCUUCGCCAACGAUCCGAUGAACUAGAGGCACGGCUUGGAACACGGGAAGAGUUCGCUCGCUCCUUCUCUCCGGCGACAGUUUUGCGUAACCGGUAUAUAGAAGGUUCCGACGAUGUCUAUCUCCGACGACCCCUGCACAACCAUCCUGCCCGAGCGCGGGUUACGCCGAGUCUGCUCACCGGACAUCCAACAUCUCGUCUCGUAGCCCUUGCCCGUUCCUCCCGCAGGCGAAGUUAAGACCCUCCCUCCG